UGUCAAUUUAAAUGCCAAAGGUAUGAGAGCAUAACUCCAGCACCAUGGUUUUCAUUAUGAUUAGGACCAAAAUAAUAGUGUAGAUUUAUUAUUAUUUCUUAUUGUGGAACUCCUUGUGUAAUAUUAACUCUUUCUAGUAUAAAUAUAUCUGUCAGGGCUACCAUUAAGGUUAAGCCUGGUAUUAUUUCUCACAUGGUAUCAAGAGCCAAUUUCUAAAAUCCCUAAUUUUUUUCGGCUACGAUGACUUCUACGCCAACCUCUUCCGCCGCCGCUGAGUCCUCUGAGCCGGCCACAAUUUCAGCCACUGCCCAGAUGACGUCGCCGGCCUUCUCUUCGUCUCCAGCAACUCAGCCUCUAUCUUCUGCUGCUUCAAUCUCGCAGCAGGCCUCCAGUCUGUCUUCUCAAACGAUGGCUGCUUCAACAACUCUUCCCUUCAUGUCAAUGGACCCUGUUAUCUCUCAAACCUGGAUGCUGCCUCCUCUUACGACGAAAUUUAGCGCCUGGAAUCCUUCCCUCUUUACUUGGACGCCGACACAGCCCUCAGUCCGUCCACCAGUGCAGCCCGUCCUCUCUACUGGCAGAAGUUUUCUUCCUCCCAUGGAAUCUGCCUCCAAUUUUGCUGGUCCUACAUUUGCAGGAGCACCAGGUAUUGCACCACUCUCCUCUCCUAGGCCAAUUGCUCCACGAAGUACUGCUGCCAACACCAGUUCUAUUCUUAAUGAAUUAGUUAAGAGUAUUGGAUUUUCUGCCCUUAAUAUUACCAACGUUGUGACCACCAAAUUAGCUGCGGUAGAGGAUUACCAAUAUUGGCGUACUCAAUUUGAGUCUUUUCUGCUCUCCAAUGGUUUUUUGGGAAUUUUAGAUGGUUCGAUUCCUGCUCCCCCUCCCUAUAUUUUUGAUGCGUUUCAUCUUGGGACAAUUAAUCCGGACUAUUGUAAUUGGUUAAAACUUGAUCAAACGGUGCGUUCGUGGCUAUUUGCCACUUUGUCUCGAGAUGACUUAAAGAAUGCUUCUGCUAUUUGGAGUCGGUUAGAGUCUCAUUUUAUGUCUGCUAGUCUUGCCCGGUCCAUGGAAGUAAAACGCCAAUUGACUACCUCUCGGAAGGGACCUAAUCAGUCUAUGGAGCAUUAUCUCAGAGACAUUAAGAUUAUUGCUGAUAACUUAGCUUCGAUUAAUGAUCCUGUUGCUCCUCGUGAACUAUUUAAAACUAUUUUGAUGGGUCUGGGACGAGACUAUGAGUCUCUUAUUACCUCAGUUGGUCUAUUUCCGGAGAGCUUCACCUUUGAAAGACUACGCAACUGUUUGAUUGAAAAGGAGCAAACUAUACAGUAUAUGCGUACUCUAGAAGAGCCUCCGCAUGCCCAAGCAUUUGCGGUCCAAGCUCAGGCUGCCGGGCAGCCACCUCCCCACGGCGGGCAGCAGCAACGUGGGAGAGGUUAUCGCGGUAGGGGCGGUCGUGGACAGCGGGGCAGAGGGGGCCGUGGACAGCGUGGCCGUUUUUAUGCCCCACAUCAGCAUGGUUAUGACUUUCCUCCUCCGAUGGGCUACGGUUACCCCCCUCCUGGCUAUGUUCUAGGGGGUGCACCUCAUGCGGGCAUUCUUGGGGCUCCAGGCUCAGCAGGUAUAUCUGUUCAGUCACAUGUUUAUACUUAUGCCUUAUCUGCUUCUUGUACUAACCGUGGAUAUGCAGGCUUUUCAUCUGUUGAAGGGAACUCUGUUCCUCCUCCUGUAGUUUGUCAAAUUUGUUAUGCCCCAGGUCAUCCCGCCUCUACUUGUCCGUCCCGUUUUGUUCAGCCGGCUGCACCUGCUCUCGCUGCUCAGGCUCCUGAUGCUACUGACAUUGUGUGGUAUCCUGACUCAGGUGCCUCUGCUCAUAUGACUCCUCAUCCAGGACAAAACUACGGGGGCGGUUCUACUUCGAGCGGUCAGUGAUAAUGGUGUCUAUCCUGUUCGUCAGCCUGCACUUCCACUUGUUGCCCUUUCUGCUGCUUCUGUUUCCCUUUGGCAUAAUAGAUUAGGACAUUGUGGUACUCGUGUUUUAGAUCAACUUAGAAUUAAUAAUUUAAUUUCUGGCACUUCUGCUUCUAUUUCUGAUUGUAUUCCUUGUCGUUUGGGAAAAUCACAACGGUUACCUUUUAAUAAAGUUUUUCACAACAGUCCGUGUGCUUUAUAUUUAAUCCAUUCUGAUGUUUGGC
This is a messenger RNA of Cuscuta epithymum, 2195 nucleotides long. The record is from the annotation of a GenBank genome assembly. Lineage: Eukaryota; Viridiplantae; Streptophyta; Magnoliopsida; Solanales; Convolvulaceae.